AUGUCAAGCUCGCCUGACUCUUCAUCGUCACCGGAAGCCCCAGAGCGACGCCGUUGCUGGGAAUGCCUUCGUCGUCGAUUAGUCUGUGAUGCAACACGGCCUGUGUGCAACAAGUGCCGGGUUGCGGGCAUUGUGUGUCCAGGAUACGAUGACAAGAAACCGCUGACUUGGCUCGCUCCUGGCAAGGUAACUUGUCGUACACGGCGCAAGAAGAGUACCACCGUCAGCAUCAAACCAACAACGAAACCCAAGACCCCGAAGCCACCCAAGCAGCCUAAGCACAAGCAUUUUGAAGUCGGAACAGAUAUUUUCAAUGGUGUUGAAUGUGUUUUCCAUGCUCCGUUAAGAACGGAUGUUUGUGACGUUUAUGAUGCUGUACAGUACUACAACGCCGUCUUCUACCCUCACACCGCCGCUGGUCACAGGAAUGGCAUAGCGAACGUCUUUGUAGACGCGAUACCCAUCAACAUUGUCCGUUUCCUACCAACGGCCAUUGCGCACAAUAUGGUUUCCAUUGUCUUCCAACAUAAAAUGUGUGUACAAACACAGUGGAAACCCGACUGUCCCUCCCUCAAACAUGCAGAAGCCCGUUUGCACCACCAUCGAGGGCUUGCAAUUCGUGCUCUAAACGAAGAUAUCGCCAAUGAAAAGACUCAGAGCAGCGAUGUUGUACUGACAGGUGUCAUUCUCCUGCUCCAGUCAGAAAUACAGUCGUGCCUUUCGCCAAAUUGGAGAUACCAUGUCAACGGCCUCCUAGCAAUGCUUGCUUGCCGUGGGGGUGCCAUAGGCUGGAUGAGAGAGGUUCCAAUUCUCAAGGGAAUCCUUCUAUCCUUUCUGAUAACUGCCACGUUCGCAAAUACUACCAGCCCGUCCCACGAUCACGUCAGAAUAGCGUCGCACGAAGGGCUACUUAUGCUUACCGAUGAGCUGUAUCCACUCGGUUUGCAUCCCAAUAUGCCCUGCCCGAUGGCUCUAUUCGAGGAAAUCAUUCGCAUUAACCACGUUCGGGAUGGUGUCUCCAAUGGCUUCAUGAGCAAGGAUACUGCGAGGUCUAUCGCAGAUAACAUCGUGAAGAACAUCGAAGCCUUUGACGCCCGAACGUGGGAGGGAUUCUAUGCGCAGCAUGAACACAAUGAGCUGAUUGGGCUCAUGUUUCAAUCUGCAGUCGCCGUCUUCUGCCUGUCAGCCCUGAAGAGUAUCUUAGUCUUUCAGUCGUCAAGUCGCUUGAGGGUCCAUAGCGACCGUCUAUACUCUUUUUUGGAAGAAGGGAAGAAGUAUCCAGUGCUUCAGAAGUCGGUCCAGUGGCCAUUGAUUGUGGCUGGAGUUGAGGCUGGAGCCCGUGUGGAUAAGCGAGGGUUGGUUGGUGAACUUUUCCUGGAGCAGAGCAAAGAUGUUGGUACACCGUUGCCAAUGCAUGCGAAGGGGGUGAUACGGAGCUUUUGGGACGGUAACCUUACGAACUGGGACGCUUGUUUCGACAAGCCAUACGCUUUUGUUUCAUAG
Messenger RNA from Colletotrichum gloeosporioides, 1503 nucleotides. RefSeq lists its product as uncharacterized. Bases 1 to 1503 code for a protein of 500 amino acids. NCBI's taxonomy places the organism in Eukaryota, Fungi, Ascomycota, Sordariomycetes, Glomerellales, Glomerellaceae. The transcript has 4 exons. Gene Ontology annotation, biological process: regulation of DNA-templated transcription. The record is from RefSeq and is a predicted model, not a curated record. Gene Ontology annotation, molecular function: DNA-binding transcription factor activity, RNA polymerase II-specific; zinc ion binding.